Molecule: messenger RNA, 1323 nt
Organism: Anthostomella pinea
Lineage: Eukaryota; Fungi; Ascomycota; Sordariomycetes; Xylariales; Xylariaceae
Source: the annotation of a GenBank genome assembly
AUGGCAGCGACUGCAAGCGAGACAGCCCUGUCGCCCUUUGACAGGCUUAUGCCGAGAGUCUACGUGCGACAGAUACUCUGCUUUCCUUCAACAGAUCCGAAUGCCUUGAGAGCGCUCAAAGAUGGUCUGGCUGGAGUAGCUCUAGACGACCUGUUUACAGGGAACAACCUCUCAAGUCAUAUUGAAUAUGCGCAGUUGAAGGCGGACAACUUCCCCCCUGCGGCACUAAUGGCAUCUGGCAUUGUCCCUGCGGACACGCAACCCCCCUACCCGGAUCCUGCGCCGGUCUUCCGUGCGAGGCUGUCUCUGGUGAAGGGCGGUUUCCUCCUCUGCAUUGCUCUUCACCACAGCACCACUGAUAUUACGGGAUUCGAUACCCUGCUGAAGAUAUGGGCUUCAAACUGUCGCGCUGGGUCUUUCCGACCAGUUGGGUUUGAUCCGAGCUGGAUGGACCGGCGAGUACUCCUCGAGCCACACAAUACUACCCGAACGCCGCCACAUAACAUCCCCGGGCUGCUUCAUAUCCAGACACCUGCGGAGGCUUCAAGACGCGUCACCACUCGGUCAAGCAGUGAAGAAUGGCAAACGGCCAUUUUCUACUUUCCACAGCGAGGCCUCCGCGAUCUGAAACGGAAGGUGAACGAGCUUCUGGUCUCUGAUGGAACUGCUGGCUGGGUAUCAACUUGGGACGCUCUGACUACGCUCCUAUGGGGCGCUGUUCUUGGGGCUGAACUGAACGAUCAUGACCAUAAUCCUACCACCACUCACUUGAGCAAGGCCACGAGCACGAUCGGCUUCCCUGUGGACUUCCGCUCUAAGCUUCACCCGCCCCUUCCCCAGGGCUACCUAGGCGCUGCCUUCGCCAUGACCAGUGCCACGGCCUUGCGCGACGACAUCAUAUCCCUCUCCAACGAUGCAGGCUCAAGCUCUGUCCCCGCGGUAGCGCGGGUCGCCACGGCAAUACGCGCGUCUCUCAAUCGCGUCAACGACGCCAGUGUUCGAGAUACCCUGGCAUAUCUCAACCAUAAUCCAGACCAGCCCUCCAUCAUUCUGGGCCCACCGCAUGACGGUAUCUCGAUUGUCUCGUGGGCUGACCAGAGCGUGUACGAGCUGGAUUGGGGAGUUGCAGUAGGACGCUGCGAUGCUGUUCGGCUCCCCAAGCUGCCGAACAAGAGGUACCCGAUCGUUCUCCCACGCGUGCCCGACGUCGGUGACGAUGGAGGGGGAUUGGAAGUCAUAAUCUGUCUUGAAAAGAGCGUCAUGGAAAGGUUUGCAAGUAGCGGGCCGAUAGCACGAUACGCAGUAUUGCGGUGUAUUUCGUGA